UCGUCACUACCACUCGGAUGCCCCGGAUGGUGGUCGAAACGUGACCGACCGGGGCUCUUGUUUUACUCGCUCGUUUUCACGUCCUAAACAUCAUACACCUCCCCUGCUUUCGAUUCUCUUUCGCUCGAGAAUGAGUAAAAAAGACAAUCGAUCCAACAUUACCUUGUUUCGCAUUUCUUUGUUCGUGCGGGUGUGUGUGUAUUUUUAAGACGUGGAAACGAGUGAUCGGGCAGUGAUUUUCAGACAAUGUGUUGGACGAACAAAAGAAUUUCUAAAACACUUGUAAUCGCGUUAGUUACAACGGUGAUUUAAAACAUGUCGAGCACGGUGACGAGCAAAAUCGUUGAAACUCGGGUGUACGAUGAUCAAAAGCCGGGUACGUCCGGGCUCCGAAAGGCCGUCAAGGUUUUCAUGCAGGAACAUUACACCGAGAACUUUGUCCAAGCGACUUUGCAAGCUCUCGGAGAUCAAUUACCCGGCUGCACUCUCGUCGUCGGAGGCGAUGGAAGAUAUUACGGUAAAGAGGCAGUCGAGAAGAUAAUUAGAAUCGCUGCAGCCAACGGGGUGAGGAAGCUGAUGAUCGGCCAACACGGGAUACUCUCGACGCCAGCGGUGUCUACGAUAAUCAGAAAGUACAAGACACGGGGAGGCAUUGUUUUAACGGCGUCCCACAAUCCCGGUGGGCCCGAUGCCGAUUUUGGAAUCAAGUUCAACUGUGAGAACGGCGGUCCGGCCCCGGAUCACGUGACGAAUAAAAUUUACGAGAUCACUAAACUGCUCAAGAAUUACAAGAUCGCUCCGGACGUGAACGUGGAUAUAGACGAGUUGCAGAAUACCACGAUUCAGGUGGAUGGAAAUCCGUUUACGGUACAAGUAAUUGACUCUGUCAACGAUUACUUGGAACACAUGAAGAGCAUCUUUGACUUUUCUAGUAUUAAAACGUUAUUGCAAGGAAGUAAUAACCGUCCUCCUUUCAAAGUUCUGAUCAAUGGAAUGAACGGAGUUACCGGGCCGUAUAUAAGGAGAAUAUUUAGCGACGAAUUGGGUGUCGAUGAUUCGAGUGUCGUCAACGCGACUCCGUUGGAAGAUUUCGGUGGACUGCACCCUGAUCCAAAUCUCACGUAUGCCAAAGAUUUAGUGAACGCUGUCAAAAAUGGCCCUCACGAUUUCGGUGCUGCUUUCGACGGUGAUGGAGACAGAAAUAUGAUAUUAGGAAAGAAGGCAUUCUUCGUUACACCUUCAGACUCGUUGGCCGUACUGGCUGCCAAUUUAAGCUCGAUACCGUACUUUAGAAAAACUGGUGUUAAAGGGUAUGCCAGAUCUAUGCCGACGGGUGCUGCCGUAGACAGAGUCGCAGCUAAGAACGGUGUCAAACUUUACGAGGUGCCUACAGGCUGGAAAUAUUUCGGUAACUUGAUGGACGCUGGCCAACUGUCGCUUUGCGGUGAGGAGAGUUUCGGUACUGGUUCCGAUCACAUUCGUGAAAAGGACGGGAUAUGGGCAUGCCUCGCAUGGCUCAGCGUGAUUGCGAGCCUUGGCAAAUCUGUAGAGGAAAUACUGCUCAAUCACUGGCAUACCUAUGGACGAAACUUUUUUACGAGAUACGAUUAUGAAAACUGCGACGCGGAAGCAGCAAACAAAAUGAUGCAGCAGCUCGAGUCGGAAAUACAGAAACCCGAGUUUCUCGGCUCGAGAUUAACGUCCGAGGGGAAAACGUACGUCGUGAAAUUGGGUGACAAUUAUUCUUACGUGGAUCCCGUCGAUGGAAGUAAAGCGAGUAAACAGGGAUUGAGGAUUCUAUUCGAAGACGGUUCACGUAUCAUUUACCGGCUAUCCGGUACGGGAAGUUCCGGGGCUACUAUUCGUCUGUACGUCGACAGCUACGAGGACGACGAGGCAGUUUUGAACAAGGAUGCUCAGGAGAUUCUCAAGCCGUUGGUAACCAUCGCGUUAGAAGUAAGCAAAUUACGCGAAUUCACCGGUCGCGACGCACCUACCGUGAUUACGUAAUUCAUCGUUUCUUGUGUUGCGGUAAUCAUCUAGUUUGCACAUGAAUAAUCUGAACGAAUGGAAAAAACGAGAAAUGGAAUUAUUUUGUACCGUAACGAGGAAAAUCAUGUUCCAAUGCAUCGUACGUUCAACGACAUUAUGAGUUGUAAUUAUUACGUAAAAAGUGAUUACAUAAACUCGUGGAAAACGUGACGUUUGAUAAGAUUAUCGCAAAGAACGCGAUAAUUCUCGAGUGAAAUAUGCACAGCAAUUUUCGCGAAGCAACCUUUGUAUCGUGUUCAAAUUAAGUACUUGCGCGCAUUAAUCAUCGCGGUGACAAGAGAUGUAAUUCAUAGCGUCACAUUACCACCGAAUGGCAUGAGCAGCAGCGCAAUUCAUACACAUUGUCUACACGAGAUCUGUUGCUCGUACAAACUCUGACAUGGUCGUCUCACUGGGAGAAUUGAAGCAGAAUUUUCAUACGGAAAUCAGUAACGAAUCUAAAAUCACGUGCGUCUUUAUACGUGGAACUGUUUGCCUAAAGUGUUUAAGCGUGCAUAAAGACGGGGACAGAUUGACCUUUCGAUGUUUUCGAUGAAAUUCAAUAAACAACUUGUCAUUAAAACUUGCAGCGUAAUCGUAAUACUCGUCGAAGGGUUAAUGAGAAGAAAAUGUACAACUCGAAUUGUAAUUGAGAGUAGUAGUACGUUUGUUGAUCACUCUUUAAUUUACUUGUUCCAUUAGAACGGGGCGGUUGCUCAUUUCAGAAAUGUGUAGGAUUUAAGUGUUCCCCCGAAUGAUUAUCGCUCCGAUGUCGAAUCAAACGGGGACAAUUGUUGAUAGAGAAUUCAUAUGGAAUGUUUCACUUGGAGAUCACCAACGAUACUCGACGCGAGCAACUGCCUGUGUAAAUAAUUGCAAAAAAUCUUUAUUUCUCUAAUCAAAGUAUACUCGCCUCACCGAGAGUCCAGGACCGUUUCGCGCAGCUUGAGAAGUGGUGGAGGUCGAACUCCCUCCACACGGUUCAGUAUACAUGGUAAAGCGUUGAGGUGCGCAGAACGAACGAAAACUGAAUUGUGCCCAGUCCUAGACUCUCGGUGAGGCGAGUAUAGAGCGUUUAUUUUGCAGAAAACAGUCGUGCAGAACGUGUGUAGUUAUUCUGACGUGUAUAUAUAUAAAGGUUCGACGGUCGAAGGAUUUCUUGGAUUGACAAGUAUUUUGUAAAUAGCAAUUUCGUCGACUGGCAGGAGACGUCAGAUUAUUGCUGUACAUUAUCACCAGCCAUUCUUUAGAUCUUGAUAAUUCAUCAUACGUCGUGUAUUGUACCCGUUUAGUCGUUGGUCAUUAUCUACGACUAAAGUAACGUGCGUACGUUCUCCUUUUUUUUAUUAUCGAACAAGAAUUGAUAAAUUCGAAUCGAGGGAACGGUGUAGAAUCAAUGUAUCGUUAAAAGUAAUUGAUAGAGUAGGGUACACUCAAGAGUGUACAUACAUUAGUAAGAUUGCGAAAGCACAAGUGAUGAAAAAAAAAAAAA
This is a messenger RNA of Ceratina calcarata, 3523 nucleotides long. It is a transcript of the gene Pgm1, whose product is annotated as phosphoglucose mutase 1. The transcript has 8 exons. The coding region runs from base 316 to 2010 and encodes 564 amino acids. Gene Ontology annotation, molecular function: phosphoglucomutase activity; magnesium ion binding. Gene Ontology annotation, cellular component: cytosol. Gene Ontology annotation, biological process: carbohydrate metabolic process. The record is from RefSeq and is a predicted model, not a curated record. NCBI's taxonomy places the organism in Eukaryota, Metazoa, Arthropoda, Insecta, Hymenoptera, Apidae.